AUGUCCGCAACUAAGGUGGCCGUGAUUCUCGUCGGAAUUCUCUUGCUGUACUUCCUCAUAUGCAUCUGUUCGGAGAUCGCCAUCAAGGCCGGCUUCAGCGUCGAUGGUGAUGUCGACGUGGUAUGGUUCGAAAUGGGUGCUUCAGACUCCGGUGUCGGCGUGGCUCAAACAUUCGCCGAAUCUCCGUCGGACCCGGGAGGAGUCGUGACUCGUCACUCGUGGCUAUCGCGGUCAGCAAACGACCAACUUCGAGAUCAGUCGAACUCACGGUUCACUAUCAAGAUGAAGGUUUUGCGUGGCGCCCUCGAAGUCCCGGCGGUGGCAUGCGCUGUUACCCUCCUCGUGCUCCGGACGACCGCCAUCCUCAGCUCCUGCGUGACGCUGUGUUUUGCGGCGCGCGGCCAGGUGCAGAAUUAUGAAACAAAACCUUAG
Messenger RNA from Tricharina praecox, 432 nucleotides. RefSeq lists its product as uncharacterized. The record is from RefSeq and is a predicted model, not a curated record. The transcript is spliced from 5 exons. NCBI's taxonomy places the organism in Eukaryota, Fungi, Ascomycota, Pezizomycetes, Pezizales, Pyronemataceae. The coding region runs from base 1 to 432 and encodes 143 amino acids.